AGCUCUCAUCCUCUCUCUUCCUCUCUCUUCGAGCUCUCAUCUUCUCUCUUCCUCUCUCUUCGAGCUCUCAUCCUCCACGGCCCCGUGUUAAUGCUUUAAUCUGUAACUCUCUUUCCAUUCAGAGGUUACUACUAUUAACUCCAUUCUCGGCUUUCUUCGAAGCGUUGAGCUAAGGGACUUGAGGACUGAAGACAGAAUCACUGCAUUGGCAGAGGAGAUCAAGGCAAGAUAUGAUAAAGCAGCUGUCAAAGUUGUUGACCUGAUUCUUACACUUCUACAAUUUGGAGGAUAUACACUAGUGCAAAAUUCAGUUGAUCUGUAUCGAAGCUUUGGGUUUGAUACACAGCCAGUCCUCAUUGGGCUCAUCAUAUUUCAGUUUGAUUCUUUGUGAUUGGAGAUUGGUGAAAAAAUAGCUUACAAGCAAUCUAAAUUUGCCUUUUAGCAUACUAUGGGAAAGCGCAGAAAGUUGAAUAUCAUUCAAAAUGAUGGUCAAUCACAAGCAAAAGAGCAAUCAAUUGAAAGCUCUACUGAAGUGAACCAAAAUAACAACUCUAUACUUGAAGAAAAUGCACAAUUUGAAGGAGAACAACACAUACAAGAAGAUAGUCAUGUUCAGUCUCAUACUUCUCUUGAAAGUGCAAAUGAAAGUUCAACUAAAGAUAAAAAGAGAACCAGAGGUUAUACACAUAUGCUAGAUGUGUGGGACUUGCCAGAUGGAGAAUUCAUACUUGUUGAAGUAGAUCAUUGGGGCAAUCCUAUGGGUUGGGAAGGGAAAACUCUACUGAAUGCAAUUGGGAGCUUGGUAAGGAGACACCAAUGUGCUCCUAUCAAUUUUCUUAGCUGGAAAGACAUGCCUAAGGACUAUAUUACUGACAUGGUUGAAUUAAUUCAGAGUAAGUUUCGAUUUGUUCCUGAAUUAACUGAACAAACAAAGAAAAUAUUGAUUGAUGACAUGAGUCUGAAAUGGAGGCAAUUUAAAUAUGAACUGAAAUCAAAAGGAUAUGAUGAGAGCAAAACUAAGGAGGAAAUGAUUGCUCACAUCCCAGAUCCAAGGGUUGAUCCUUCUCAAUAUCGUGAUUUAGUACAUUAUUGGUGUUCUGAGAAAGGGCAGAAAAUAAGCAAAAUCAACAAAAGGAGCCGCUCAAAAUAUGAGGACUUGCAUUGCAUGGGAACCAAUAAUCUUCCAAGACGGAUUCAUGAGAUGACUACAAAGGCUAAGGGAGUGCAACCUUCUAGGGCAGAAAUUUAUAUUGACACUCGAACUCGAAAAGAUGGAAGCAUUGUUACUGAAAAGGCUGCUAUUGUAAUUGAUGAACUAAAAAAGAAAAUGGUUGAAGCAGAGAGUUCGCAAAAUUUACAAAGCACGCAAGAUUCUACUGAUUGGACAAAUGAUAUAUAUUCAAAAGUCAAAGGACCUGAAAAAAGAGGACGUGUGCGUUGUCUUGGCAAGCUUCCACAUCAAGCAAGUUCAUCUCAAAGCUCUUAUACAAACAAUAGAAUUCAAAAGUUGGAGAAUUUGCUUGGAAACCUUGUAGCUGUGCUUAAAGUACGAUUUGCAGAAGAUCCACAAAUUAAUCAAGUCUUAGAAGCUAUAGAUCAAGAGGUACCUACAAAUGAUUCUACCGGUAAAGAUCAUCAAACUACAAACAAUCUUAGCUAGAGGCUUCAUGGAGUUGCUAUAAUUUGUUGCUUCUGAGAGAAAAAGGUAGGAGCAUGCCAAGCUUAUGAUGGAAGAAACAGCUAGUUAAAACAAGAUUCCAAAUUAAUUGCUGCACAUGCAACAUUUUAAUACUACUGGGCUCUUUUUUUGUUCCAUGAUAUUACAUAUAGAAGAACCAUGUUCUAAAAACAUUCCCUUUUUUGUUCUUAAAUCUUGCCACUAUAACCUUUUUCUAGGCAAAAGUGAUGUUAAUAUGUUAGUCAUUAGUCAUAACUCCACGUGAUUAGCACACAGCAUAUACAUUUAAUUUGAAUUUCAAAUUGAGAGCAAAUAAAUUCUGAGGUCAACCACUAAA
Glycine soja is the source of this 2015-nucleotide messenger RNA. RefSeq lists its product as uncharacterized. Bases 449 to 1660 code for a protein of 403 amino acids. The transcript has 14 exons. The record is from RefSeq and is a predicted model, not a curated record. Lineage: Eukaryota; Viridiplantae; Streptophyta; Magnoliopsida; Fabales; Fabaceae.